AUGCCACAAUCGACGCCUGGUGAACGUACACCUCUUUUAAACUCAACAUUACAACAAGAUUGCUGUUCGUCAACAAAGGGUUGCUGUUCUGCUCCCAAAUCACAUACAACGCCUUCCUCUUGCUUCAACGAUUCCGAAUCAGCAUGCUGCCAACAACAAUCACAGGUCAACAAUGCCGAUUACUGCCAGCUAGCAGAACAACCAUGGCAAUACAAGGCCGUAGCUUUAAUAUGUGCAUUACUUUUGGCAGUGGGUAGUCAUUUUGCAGCACAUACAUUGGGAGCUAUGAAGAAUACGAUCAAACUUGAAUUUGGUAUCAGCAACUCGCAAUAUGGCGUGAUUCAAUCAAGCGUUUCCAUUGUCAAUACAGUUUUACCUGUACUUGGUGGAUUAUACCUCGAUGCUUUUGGCACAGUAUCCGGUUCAAUUCUUACAACGGUCUUGAUCACCCUCGGCAAUAUCUUGGUCGCUCUUUCUAUGCACAACACUAGCUUGACAACCAUGAUUGUUGGCCGUGUCAUGUACGGCAUUGGUAGCGGCACCGUUGUCAUUGUCCAAGAAACGAUUCUCAGCCAAUGGUUCAAGGGUAGAAGUUUGGCUGGCGUGAUGGCUCUCAUGCUAACCGUGAGUCGAUUGGCAUCCUUUUUGGCACAAGCUGUUGUCGUUCCUAUUGCCAAUUGGACAGGCUGGUUUGGUUAUGGAUUUUGGUUUUCUGCACUCCUUUGCAUCAUCUCUUUUGUAUUCAAUCUCGUCUACGUUGCAUUGUUGCGUAAAGUGAGCCCAAGAGGUACUGGUUGCCACAAGCAACUCGAAUCCAUUCGCCGUAAAAAGUCGUUCAGCUGGUCCAAGUUGAUGUAUUUGCCUCACUCAUAUUGGUUGGUGGUUGCCAUGGAAUUCUUACUUGGAGGAUCUUGGGGAUGCUUUUUGCAUAUCAAUAGCGAGUUUGUCAAAUUCCGUUUUGGCUACAGCAAUGCUCAUGCAGCUGCCACUGCAAGUCUCGCUCAAGUACUUCCCGUUUUCCUUAUGCCAAUCUUGGGUAUUUGUCUUGAUAGAUAUGGCAAGCGUACCUGGAUGAUGAUCGGUAGUGGUGCAUCGAUGCUUAUUUCCUUGUUAUUACUCGAGUUUACGCCUUUGAAUCCUGUCGUGGGUAUGCUCAUGUUUAGUCUGAGUUUGGCUCUUGGUCCUGUGGGAUUGGUAUCAUCCGUACCUAUCAUUCUCCCACUCUCCAUGGUUGGCACUGGUAUGGGCUUGAUCAAAUCCGGUACCAACAUUGGCGCAUCGCUCUUUGAUAUUUUCUCGGGUCUUCUUCAGGAUGCGGAUCCCAACAAGGGCUACACCGGCGUCAUUAUUUUCUUCAUCGUUAUUGCUGCCUUGGCAACGCUCGCUGGUAUCGUGCUUUGCAUCUUGGAUCAUACCAUCUACGACCAGCUUUUGGAUCGAUCAGCACGUAGAGCAUUGCAAUCAGAGCAUGAAAACAAGCAAAGCAACAACAACAACAACUCUGGUGAAAUGAAAAAGAUUUGGGCCAACUGGAUCUAUGGCAGCAUCUUCUUUGGUUUGGCAUGUACAAGCUGGGUCUUGUUUACCAGAUUUGUACUCUUAUAG
Molecule: messenger RNA, 1605 nt
Organism: Lichtheimia ornata
Lineage: Eukaryota; Fungi; Mucoromycota; Mucoromycetes; Mucorales; Lichtheimiaceae
Exons: 7
Coding region: 1-1605 (534 amino acids)
Biological process (GO): transmembrane transport
Molecular function (GO): transmembrane transporter activity
Source: RefSeq, a predicted model, not a curated record